CGGCACAAGGUUAACUGAUGUAAUUUCGCCCGAAGGGAAUAUAAUUUUGAUUUCCUUCCGCCACCUCCCUUACAAUAACGUGUCAGUAUAUGAACUCCCCUGAUUUAGUGUACAAAUCAAGUUCUUGGAAAGGAGAAGAAAAAAUUAAUAAGACCAUUUCACUACUUGGGGAAAGAAAAGAACGAACGUCGCCAUUUGUGAGAGGAUAUUGAGAUAGUGAAGGACGAAACUCGGAUUUUCUUCUCUCUCUUCGUUUUAUUUCCUUCGUAGUUGGCGGAAUGGAGGGGAUUAACCUGAAGGGAUUCGCCCAGGGCCUCACGGCGGAUUUGGAACCGCCUGUGAGGAAGCACCUGAAGAAUGUGUAUGCAACCUUCACACUGGCUACUUUGGCUGCUGCAGCAGGGGGAUACGUCCACCUGUUCAGCAGCAUUAUUGGAGCUGGUUUGCUGACAGGCAUUGCUGCCCUAGGCACUUUGAUUUGGUUGAUGAUGACCCCAUACAAUGGACAGAACCAACUUGCACGCCUGUCACUGUUUGGCUCCUUUGCCUUCUUCACUGGAGUUAAUUUAGGCCCUCUUCUUAGUAUGGCUAUUGUAGUGAACCCAGCUCUGAUCAUGCAAGCUCUUCUUGGCACAAGUGUUGUCUUUGCCUGCUUCUCACUGUCUGCAUUGUUUGCCCCUAGAGGAUAUUACCUAUUCCUAGGGGGAAUACUGUCCUCAGCAUUGUCAACUUUGUUCUGGCUUUCCAUGAUGAACCUCUUCUUUGGCUCGCGGCUAAUUUUCCAGGCAAAUAUCUACAUUGGACUGGCUGUGAUGUGUGGGUUCAUAGUCUAUGACACACAGGCUAUUGUGGAAAAGGCCAGGCAGGGUAGCAAAGAUUAUGUGAUGCACAGUGUAGAUCUCUUCAUAGACUUUGUUGCUGUGUUCAAGCGACUUCUCAUCAUUCUUACAGACAAGGAAGCUCAGAGCAAGAGGAAGAGGAGGGAUGAUAGGGGUUUCUUCUCUUCUUAGUCCUAUGUUGCAAAGGAUUUUUUUUUUUUUGUGUUUUGUCCUCCAGUAAACAUUUGUUUAGGUAUGGACCUCUUAUAAUUUAAUUUUUAGUUUAUCAUAGUUCUUUAUCAAAGAAGAUUACCUUGAUUUAUUUAGUAGUAGGGGAAGAGUUUAAACCUUAAGGGAAUUAUGAUUCAUGAAACAUUUAAUAAUAUGGCUUCAGUCUUCAGAGUAAAUAUACUGAGUUUUCCAGCUUGGAUUUUGUGUUUUGUUCAGCCAAAAAAGAAAAGUUUGAGUGUUAACAUUUUGCUGUUUUACAGUGAGGUCCAAGUUUAUGGAUAUUUCAGUAGGGUGUGAUAGAGAAAACCAUUUCUACUCAAGAACGUUCCUCCUCACAUUUGAAAAUAUGCAAUAUAAUCUAGGAUACAUUGUCAUACCGGUACUGAGGAAGGCCGUCGUGUAUAUGAAACUGAAGUGAUUGCAAGCUUUAGAUUUCUUAUGGAUAAUGAUUUUGGUGAGGUAAAGUUUUUUGCAUGGUUGCUGUUUUUACACACCAGUCUGAAAAAAAAAACAAGUGGGUUAAUUUUUGUUUCACAAGUUUCUUAGGCUAAACUUACUUCAGAAUUUUAUAUGAAAUAGGUUUUUCAAUGGAGAGUAUAGUUUUCACCAUUUUAUGAUUUUGUUGAACUUACUUGGCUUUUGCAUAACCUGAGGAGAUUUCCAUUUAUAGUUUAUAACUGGUGUCCUGUGUACCUGCUAAAUGCAAACUUUAAAGGUGAUUGAUUAUGGUUUGUUAAUAGUGUGUGUAAAUGGUACUUUCAUUAAAUUUCAGACUGUACAAUGGACUUAAUGUUGGAUAUUGGCAGCAAAUGAAUACUUAAAUAAGGUGAACUACAUAUGCUAAUGCAACUUCCAUGGUCAGUCUCCUUUCAUGUUAGUAUCCUAAUAAAAGUUAGUAAUGUACACUUUUGCAAAUAUACAGGUUUUGAUGUCAUGUGGCCAGAGCCGUUGUUUACAGAGUAAUUUUGGUUUUUUGUCUGACGGGGUUCUUAUAAUCCUAGAACUACAUUUUUUAAGAAUAUAAUUGUGUAUGGUCAGUUUCGGUCUUGGAAGUCUCAUGUGUGACUUUAUUUUUAAGAUACUCGGCAGUUUCCAUUCCAGCUAUUUUGAGGUAGUCCUUACCUGGAUCUGUGAUAACAGUACUGUAGUCUUCAGUUGUCAAACAAUAAGAUCUUAUUCAUAGGGAUUGGAAUUUUCUUCUUGUUCAGACUACUAUAUUUAAGUUCUAAAGAAUUUGGUUUAAAUGUCUUGAGAUCAUUCAAACUUGCAGAAGUGCUCAAGAGGUUCAGCUAAAUUUGUUGUCCUGAAUAAUCAUCAGAACCAUAAUUACCGGACUGUUCCACAGUGAAGUAGCUGAGAAUCCACUGAAAAAUCUGGAUGGUUCUAGAAGUAAGGAACCCUUUCAAUAUCCUCUGGGAAUGUUCAACUCUGAAAAUUAUUUCAAUUUGGCAUCUUGCAUUUAUGAUGGAUGAUAGGUUUUUCGUAAUUUGCAUCACUUUGUAUCUAAAGUUUUCCAUAUCAAAAGAGAGAGGCAGUGAUGUGGAAGGGAAUCAUUUUAAUUUACAUUGACUUCAGUUGAUUUAAUGUUAAUGCUGUAUUUCUGUAUCACUGUUAAGUCAUAUUUAUGUAAAUAAGGCACAAGAUCCACCAUAGAUACAAAAAAUUUUUACAAGCUGAAUCUGAAAUUGUAUAGAAAGGCCUAGAUGAGUGUUGAUAUGGUAAAUUGAUUUAAUAAAAUUUUAUAUGGAUUC
Molecule: messenger RNA, 2800 nt
Organism: Macrobrachium nipponense
Lineage: Eukaryota; Metazoa; Arthropoda; Malacostraca; Decapoda; Palaemonidae
Product: bax inhibitor 1-like
Exons: 5
Coding region: 279-1010 (243 amino acids)
Biological process (GO): negative regulation of apoptotic signaling pathway; negative regulation of endoribonuclease activity; cellular response to unfolded protein
Cellular component (GO): mitochondrial membrane
Molecular function (GO): enzyme binding
Source: RefSeq, a predicted model, not a curated record